Abrus precatorius (Indian licorice) is the source of this 1605-nucleotide messenger RNA. Its product is annotated as dr1-associated corepressor-like. The record is from RefSeq and is a predicted model, not a curated record. Gene Ontology annotation, molecular function: protein heterodimerization activity. Gene Ontology annotation, biological process: regulation of DNA-templated transcription. NCBI's taxonomy places the organism in Eukaryota, Viridiplantae, Streptophyta, Magnoliopsida, Fabales, Fabaceae. Gene Ontology annotation, cellular component: nucleus. The transcript is spliced from 7 exons. The coding region runs from base 484 to 1275 and encodes 263 amino acids.
UAUAAAAUUUAAAUUUAAAGGAAAAUGAAAAUAUGCAGUGAGAAGAAAGAACAGAUAGAAGGAAGAAGAUAUGUUAGCUACGGAAAUGGAAGGAAUUUGGAGUGAAAAGGAGUGGUAAAUGGUGAAUGGUGAAUGGUGAAGAUGACAAGUUUGGAAAAACAAACUCUGCUGUGUACCGUAGGAGCCUCCUAUGUUAGCGCUUCGUGGGAAGGGGAAACACUCCAAACACAAAACACAACAAAACCAAUAAAAUAAAAUAAAAAUUGCCCACUUUGUUUUUUCGUCUUCUUCAACGUUAAUCUUUGUUUUGUUUUUCCCUUUAUAAAAACAAGGUGGGGUUUUGCGUCCUUCUCCAACCCUUUUCCUUUUUGUUGUUUCUUUCUUCACAACAUGAGGAAGAAACUAGAUACUCGUUUCCCUGCAGACACCAGGAUCUUCUGUGGCCCACCUUGUUGUCUCACAUAGGCUAGGAUUAAGAAAAUUAUGCAAGCUGAUGAGGAUGUAGGAAAGAUUGCAAUGGCUGUGCCUCUUCUAGUUUCCAAAGCACUAGAGCUAUUUCUGCAAGAUUUGUGUGAUCGAACGUAUGAGAUAACUUUGAGGAGGGGAGCAAAGACCGUGAACGCUUUUCAUUUAAAACAGUGUGUGCAGACUUUUAAUGUAUUUGAUUUUCUAAAAGAUAUUGUCAGCAAGGUUCCCGAUUUAGGUGGUUCUGUUGCCACUGGUGAUGAUCAUGCUGUCACUAAGAGGAGGAAAGUUGCUGAAGAUGAUGAUAAUGACAGUGACGAGGAGCCCAAGAGAAAUAGGAUGCCAGAGCAUGGACAUAACGGUGGAAGUGGAAGAGGAAGGGGAAGGGGCCGAGGCAGGGGUCGUGGCCGAGGAAGUAGAACAGUUGAUCACGAGAUGAUUUCACAUGUCAAAUGUGAAGAAGAUCCUGACAUUUUGAAGCAAAAUGACAGGCACACUCAAAGCAAUGAAAGCAUGGAAAAUGUGUUGGAACCUGAAGAAGUUAAGCAGAACUUUCCAGUUAACAAACCGGCCGAAGUGUCUGUUCGAAAUUUUGACUUAAAUAUGGACCCAGAUGAGAACAUGGAUUCAAUAGCUGUAUCAACUUCUGUGCGAACUAGUUCACCUGCUAAGUCCAUGUCAGAAGAGAAGCAUGAGGAAUACCUGGGAUGGUCCUUGUCUGAUGUGGAAAAAAUGGCCAUUGAUCCCAUGCAACUAGCCAACCUAAAUAGGAUUGAUGAAGACGAAGAGGACUACGAUGAAGAAAUGUAGAUGAACCUGCAUUGUUUAAUUAUGGCAUGUAUUCAUUAGAAAGUUCUGAUGAAGAAUUAGAGCAGAUUUUUUAGGAGUAGUGUUAAACAGAUCCUUAGUGGUUAGGAAGAUUAGGAGGGAUAGUGCAUUGCAUAGUCUACUUACUACCUUAGUUUAGGCUAAAAAUGGAGAUAUAUAUUGUUCCAUUUAGAGACAGCCUGGUAUUGUAAUUUGAGAAAUUCUAAUCUCAUGCAAGCAUUGCCUAUGGUAGGCACUUAUAUUCAGAUUUUGGCUCAAAUUUUUACCGGGAUGCCUCCUUAGUAUUUCCUUAGUUAUGAUUUUGUUCACUCA